AUGGCACCACUGGUCCCAUCUCUGGCGCAGAGCGAGUCAAAGCAGAAGUUCUUCGCGAGACUGGGGUUGAAUCCCUCCGAUCCGGUACACAAGCGAGUCUAUGCAUUGAUGAAGAUGGAGGCCGCUCAGGCACGAAGGAGAUUGCUUGAGAGCCAGACCAGCAGUACCGCCCAGAUACACGAGUCGGCCUGGCAGCGCGAGGUGAUGAGGGUGUACGACGACGCCUGUAUCGAGACUAAAGCGGUGUACAACUUCGGUCACGACACCGAGAAUCGAAUACGCCCUGACAACUGGAUCAUCCGCUGGCUGCUCUGGCAUGUCUUCCGGUACAGAGAUUAUCGAAACAAGGGGCGACCAGGGAACGCGCCAGAUGGGAGCAGCGGGGAAGGCGACGCAGACUCAACUCCGAGCGAUUCUCCGACGCCUCAUGGUGACACCUCAUCAAGUGAUAGUAAGACCGGAAAAGAGUCCGCCGGCGGCUCCAAGCGAUACUGGGAUCCCAUCAGAGAGCAGUGGCAAGGCUGA
This is a messenger RNA of Zymoseptoria tritici IPO323, 525 nucleotides long. RefSeq lists its product as uncharacterized. Lineage: Eukaryota; Fungi; Ascomycota; Dothideomycetes; Mycosphaerellales; Mycosphaerellaceae. The record is from RefSeq and is a predicted model, not a curated record. Bases 1 to 525 code for a protein of 174 amino acids. The transcript has 3 exons.